GAGGCUGUGGGUGCCCGCCCGCCCGCCGGCCCCGGCCUGCCCGCCCGGCGCCCCCCGCCCGCAGGAUGUUCAAGAAAUUUGAUGAAAAGGACAAUGUAUCAAACUGUAUCCAGCUGAAGACUUCAGUUAUUAAAGGUAUCAAGAAUCAACUGAUAGACCAAUUUCCUGUUAUUGAACCAUGGCUAAACCAAAUUAUGCCAAAGAAAGAUCCAGUCAAAAUCGUAAGAUGUCAUGAACAUAUAGAAAUCCUCACUGUGAAUGGGGAGCUGCUGUUCUUCAGGCAAAGAGAAGGGAUUUUUUACCCGACACUAAGGUUGCUUCACAAAUACCCAUUUAUUCUCCCGCAUCAGCAGGUUGAUAAAGGCGCCAUUAAAUUUGUCCUGAGUGGAGCUAACAUAAUGUGCCCUGGCCUGACGUCUCCUGGAGCAAAGCUUUACCCUGCUGCUGUUGACACUGUUGUUGCAAUAAUGGCAGAGGGAAAACAACAUGCAUUAUGUGUGGGAGUAAUGAAGAUGUCAGCUGAGGACAUUGAGAAGGUCAACAAAGGGAUUGGUAUUGAAAAUAUCCACUAUUUAAAUGAUGGCCUUUGGCAUAUGAAGACAUACAAGUGAAACAAGAACUAUUACGCCAAAGGAAUGCAUUUAGAUUAAAUGUGGACUGCUUUGUAAUUCCUUGUUUUUAAUGUGACUGAAUGUACAAAUUAUUUUGUUCUGUGGCUAUGCUAAAUAAAUCGAAUGCAAAAGUACUGUUAGGCUACAAUAAUUUUCUAGAUUUCUUUUUAUUAGUUAUUUUGUUUUGUGUUAAACCUGAAUCUUCAGUGACUGAAGAUAUUUGAUGAAAGAUUCUGCAUGGACUGCGAGUAGACUGUUUCAAAUGGAAAGGAGGAAAAAGCCAAGAAAUGUUUACAUUUUUGUGCUCUUCUAAAAGUAAUAUAAAGUGUGUGUGAAAUAUAAAUAUGGUUUAUAAAACCUCUGAAGCAUUUCAGAAUUUUUCUUCUGAUUGACAUCUUGUUAGUCUAUCUAGUUUCUUAAAUGUGGAGAAAUCAGGUUUUCUUAUUGUAAUAAGUUAGUUGAGAUUCCAUUAUCUUCAUGCAGGAAAAGCCAAUUCUUUAUUAUCACAAUUCAUUUUAUACAGUUUUUACAGACCUUAUGUGCAACUUUAAUUGGUUAAUAGCUUUCUUGCCAAUUACUCUAUUGGUUAGUAAAGGGUAUUCGACUUGUCCAUCAAAUAUUUCUAUUCUUGGAUUGUUUACAUAUUUUCUUUACUGAUUCUCAUGGGGCAAAUCCCUUGUUAUUGCAGGUGCAUUUGUUUUUCAACCCAGGAAUAGGUUGUUAUGUUAAUUGUUGCAGUCUGUUCAAGUUGUAGUGUUACAGGGACUGUUCUGUACCCCCUUUGCCUAAGUUUGUGGUUUUGUCCCAAAAGUUGUUUGCUCCCCGGACCUGUCAGUUAUGCAAACCCCAACCCUUUUUCCUGAAUGUUCUAAGUCAGUCUUUUUACUGGACUAAUCUCUGUCAGAACGUUCCCCUAAUCCCCGGUGUUCCAUUUGUCUGUAUAAUUUGUUUUCCUUACACUGGUUUCCUAUUAGUUCCUAAAGUCCAUGUUUACCCCCCUUACCCUCCCUCUAUUGGUCAGAAGCUGUUACUUGCCCCUUGAAUCCUCCCGAUUUAUAACCUGCUGUGUCCGAUGCUUGAGGUCAGUCACUGGCUGUUCAGAAGAAUAAACCCUUCUGGAUCACACACA
Messenger RNA from Hirundo rustica (Barn swallow), 1740 nucleotides. RefSeq names its product malignant T-cell-amplified sequence 1-like. Gene Ontology annotation, biological process: formation of translation preinitiation complex. Gene Ontology annotation, molecular function: RNA binding. Lineage: Eukaryota; Metazoa; Chordata; Aves; Passeriformes; Hirundinidae. The transcript has 6 exons. The record is from RefSeq and is a predicted model, not a curated record. The coding region runs from base 66 to 611 and encodes 181 amino acids.